Messenger RNA from Osmerus eperlanus (European smelt), 2151 nucleotides. RefSeq names its product cone-rod homeobox (gene crx). The record is from RefSeq and is a predicted model, not a curated record. The transcript is spliced from 3 exons. Gene Ontology annotation, molecular function: DNA-binding transcription factor activity, RNA polymerase II-specific; RNA polymerase II cis-regulatory region sequence-specific DNA binding. NCBI's taxonomy places the organism in Eukaryota, Metazoa, Chordata, Actinopteri, Osmeriformes, Osmeridae. The coding region runs from base 415 to 1326 and encodes 303 amino acids. Gene Ontology annotation, biological process: regulation of transcription by RNA polymerase II; multicellular organism development. Gene Ontology annotation, cellular component: nucleus.
GGUCGGUAAAAUUACUCAGUGUAGCGGUAUCACCCCGACGCAUCGGAAGCACGCGCCUUUUACCUGUACCAGGCGUGCAGAUAUCGGGAAAGGAGGGAUCCUCGCACUUUCAUCAUGUCCCAAACUCACGAGAGCAUUUGAAUCCUGUCUAACUCCAAAUGCUGCUAUAGUAUCGGGUCAGUGAAGUAAAAAUAGAGAAGAUAAUAGAUAAGGGUGCUCUGUCAUAAACUUUUGGACAUCUCCACAAACAGUGACGCGCUCCACUAAAGGCAUUCAGUACACAGCUCAAGGUGGACCGUAUUUACAAACUUUUGAGAAUCUACGAGAAGCACUAGGAAAGAUCAUUCUGUGGUUUUCCGUGUCUGUUCAGAGAGGAAACCGAGUGGACGAAAGGACUUAAAUCCUCACGCAAAGAUGAUGUCCUACAUCAAGCAGCCUCAUUACGCCAUGAACGGGUUAAAUCUUCCUGGUCCCGGGAUGGAUCUUCUACACACUACAGUGGCAUACCCCUUUUCUGUAUCUCUGGAUUUCUCAGCCACCCCGCGGAAGCAGCGGCGCGAGCGCACCACCUUCACGCGCACGCAGCUGGACAUCCUGGAGGCUCUGUUCUCCAAGACGCGCUAUCCAGACAUCUUCAUGAGAGAGGAGGUGGCCCUCAAGAUCAACCUGCCCGAAUCACGAGUCCAGGUCUGGUUCAAAAACCGCCGCGCCAAAUGCCGCCAGCAGCAGCAACAGAGCAGCGGCCAGUCCAAGCCCCGCCCUCCCAAGAAGAAGACGUCACCGGCCCAGGAUCCCAACCCCCCCGACCCCGUCGGCAACCCUUCCGGGUCCUACAGCCCCUCCCCCAUCCCCCAAGGCCCUUCCCUGGCCCCCAGCUCUAACCAGGGCAACGCAGCCGUAUCCAUCUGGAGUCCUGCCAUAUCACCCCUCCCCGACCCUCUGGCCUCCUCUGCUGCUCCCUGCAUGCAGCGCCCCUCCGCUUACCCCAUGAGCUACGGCCAGCCCUCCGCCUACACCCAGGGCUACACGGGCACCUCCUCCUACUUCACCGGCCUGGACUGCAGUGCCUACUUGUCUCCCAUGCACUCGCAGCUUUCCGCCACCGGGGGAGCCCUCAGCCCCAUCACCGUCCCCUCCAUGGGGGGCUCUCUGAGCCAGUCCCCGGCUUCGCUCUCCUCCCAGGGCUACGGCACAGCCUCCUCUCUAGGGUUCAGCUCCGUGGACUGCCUGGACUACAAAGACCAGCAGGCCUGGAAGCUGGGCUUCACCACUAUGGAUUGUCUGGACCACAAAGACCAGAAUUCCUGGAAGUUCCAGGUCCUGUAGCGAUGAGGAAGAGGAUGAGGAGGAGGUGACAAAGUGGAGUGUGACAAGCUAACCUGUCUCAACGAGCCCCUCGCCAGAAACGGCUAACCCUGGCAGAGGUUCCUUUUUGUUUUGUUGUCUUUUAUUCUAAGUUUCUUGUUUGUUUGCUUGUUUUUUUUUUGUGUGUGUGUGUGGGUUUUUUUUUCUUCCUCAAAGCAACCCCUGUAGAAUGUGUCUUUCUUUCAGGGGAGGGGAGAAAGGUGGAAAGGGGAGCUGCUCAUGUCUCUCGUCUCUAAAUGCAGGACAUCAAAUAUUCCUACUCUCUCUCCCUCGAGCAGUUCAACAGGGACAGAAGGCCAGUCCUCCAGAAUGGACAGAAACUCAGAAACCGAUCUUGCUGCGCUCGGUUCCAAACCUGUGGAACCGUAUCAAGAGAACCCGACGGUUCCUCUUUGGGUUAACAGGUUAUAACCACCAACCUCUCUAUCGUCGCUCAGCAAAUGCUCUUUAUUUACGUAGAUUUUAAUGUUGAUGGCUUGAAUGUCGCUUGUAAGAAACUCAGUUGUAGGAGGUGGGAGGCCGAAGGCUCGGCUUACAAGGAGCUUUGACCUUUUCUCAUCGUCACGUCUCUCUCUGAAGGGACCAUCAGUAUUGGUUAAUUUGAGUUUUUAGUCAUAUGUUAUCUUUGCUUCAGUUUAGAUCGUCAUUUGGAUAUUUUGACAUUUGUUUCGGAAGCUUAUUUAUUAUUAAGGUGUUAGGCUAGCGCCAUGGCUAUUCUAUAUGAAACAACUUAUCUUUCUCAAUGUUUUGUUUUGUGACAUUAAAGCUAACUUGAAUACAAAUUUG